UCCCCCCGCACCUUUUGCCGCGGGAAGGCCCACCCUUUCCUUUCGGGUCGACAAGCCGGUUCCUGCCAUUGAGCCGCCAUUAUCGCCGCUGCCUGGCAGGAUGAAGAUCUGGAGCUCUGAACACGAAUUUGGACAUCCAUGGGAUACUGUAAUAAAAGCUGCAAUGAGAAAAUACCCCAAUCCUAUGAACCCAUCAGUGGUAGGAGUUGAUGUCCUGGACCGAAGCCUUGAUAAUCAGGGAAGGUUGCACAGUCACCGACUACUUAGCACUGAAUGGGGCUUGCCAAGCAUUGUAAAAGCGAUUCUGGGAACAAAUAGGACAGUUACAUACAUUAAAGAACAUUCUGUGGUUGAUCCAGUAGAAAAGAAAAUGAUACUUAGCUCCACAAAUAUAACGCUUACGAAUCUUGUAUCAGUUGAUGAACGCUUGGUCUAUACACCUCAUCCUGAAAACCCUGAGAAAACUUUGCUAACUCAGGAAGCAAUCAUUACAGUAAAAGGCAUUAGUCUCAGCAGUUACUUGGAAACUUUAAUGGCAAGCACAAUAUCCUCUAAUGCUAGAAAGGGUCGAGAAGCUUUAGAAUGGGUGAUCGGUGAAUUAACAUCGACACGCGAGAGCAUGAAGUCCGCAAUGGCAGCAGCUUCGAUGGAGGAUUGAUGAACUUUGACGAACUUUAUUUUUCCAUUAGAUGUUUUUUCUUGCUGAAACGGAUACUCCAUAGUUUUUAAAUAUAUAUAUAUAUAUAUUUGUUUAUAUAAUGAGACUUUUUCAGGAAAGAAGCUACUAGAUCUUCCCCUAAUUUUUGAAGCUUCUGUGGGAUCCCCUAUUUGCAUGCACUGCAGAUUAACAGCUAUAUUUUAGUUUUUUUCCAUGGCUUCUAACUGCAGCUGCCCAGUGUUCCCAGAGUACAGAAGCCUAAAGUGCCACUAAAGUAAGCGGCUAUCAAACUGCCAAAGUGGAUUGAGAAGCAGAGUCUACAUAAAUACCAAACCAUGCCUUGAUAAAAGAGCUGAGGGAAUAGGUCUAUUUUAUAUCCCAUUUUCUUUUACUUGCUACUUAAUAUUUAUUUAUUUUUCCCCUUAAAAUGGGCAGCUGCAGUUCUUUUGUAAAGGACAACGGUUCAAAAAAAAGCACUGGAGAUUUUGUCAGUCUCUAAUGGCUAGUUAAGUGGAAGGAGGAAAGAAAAUUACAGCACAGGAAGUUGACAGAGGCUUUCUCUGAUAAUCUCCCUAGCUGUGCCUCAUUUUGUUUAGCAGAGUCUGUAUGGGAGACUUGAGCAAACCUCAUUGAAACAGGCUCAUUCCUUGGUAGAAUGUGCUCUCUGCUAGAGGCCUCCUGAAACUUGGUCUUUGUAGGUACUAACAUUUCUUGGACUGAUCAAAUGCAGAGUCUGAAUAAAGUAUUCAGUAUUUACCUCCUAGUAUUUAAACUCCAACCACUGAUGAGGACAGAGAAUCAAUCAUUUUGCUAUAGCAAAAUGGUUUGAAUCUCAAUCUCUCUCUCUCUUGCUUUCUGCCAACUCUUGUUUUUUGAUCCAGUAGGUAAUUUAUUUUCAUAUAUAUGAAUAUUACUUUUGGUUGCUUUUGUGAAGGCAACUGAUACCUCAGUGGGAAGUGUUAGGACUGUUUUCGUCAUGCAAUUUUUAAUUCUAACAGACCUGCAUACAUUUGGAGCAACUUUUCUUCAUGUAAUAAAUUAUGAGUCUGAAAACGAAAUUUACAGCUCAAUUACAUUUCAUGCCCUGCUUUUGGAACUUUGCUUACCAGUUCCGUGGCAAUGCCUUUUUUGUGGUGGGCAGGAACAUGAAGCUGAGCUAUUCAUCCCAGAGAAGCCUUCACUAAACCAGUUCAAAUUGCAGUUCUAAAUUCCAGUUUCAAUGGAACUUUCUUCCAAGUAACAUUUUAAAAGUACUUCUAUUGAAGCUGAUGAGGACAAACUGGAGAACACUUGCUUAACUAGGUAAUGAUGGCUGUAGCCCCUCGAUAUUCUACACAGAACAGAAAAGAAGAAGGAAUAGGAAAACUGGUCUCCCCCUUUUUUUUAAAAUGGAAUAAUAUUCAUUUUGAGGCAUUUUGAAAGCUUAGUAGGUUUAUGUAACUUCAUAAGCAGUUCAUGGCAAUGGAUUUCAUAUAAUUUAAAGUUUUAAUUGGAUUAUUUUUUUAAAUAAAACUGAUUGGUAAAAAUGUGGUCUCUGGCAACUUCUGUAGAAUAGGAAGCUAGAAACAUCUUAAACCUAAUGCAUUUCUAAGCAUUUUGUAGUUCAAAACUGUAGCAGAAGAAAGGUGGAAAGCUGUUGACAGUAUGAUGAAAACAAAUCCUUCUCUUCGAAAUAUGUCUGUUUUGUAGUUUUUCCUUUCUAAAUUUCUAGCAAGAACUUGAAGAGGAAACAACUGAAAUCCUGUUUCUACUUGUUUAACUAAGGCGGGCAGGGCGUGGAGCAUCUUGAACUGUGACAAAAGUAUGAAUAAUGCUAAACUUCCACGUGGUUGAACUCUCUGUGAUGUUCUAAGAUCCUAUGGGAAGCAACUUAGCUGUAUGAGCUGCAUGUGUAUGGAAGUUAAUGAUGAUCAAUGGUUACCACAGGCUUUUCUCUUCCCUUCCUCACCCCUCCCCAGUAAUUUCAGCAUUAACGAUUUUAAGCCCUUACAUUAUGUCCAUCUUAAUGAAAGGAAAAGGGCACACUUUGUUUCAAGAUACAUUAUACAAAAAAGUAGUUUUAGCGUUGAGUUAAGAAUGGCCUGCUGUCCAUGAAGGGUUUGUAACUGGAAGUCCAGCAUUCUAGUCCAUAUGCCUGUACAACAUAGGAAAUGGGCCAGAUCAUCAAAGUAACCACCCUUCUUCCGCAUGUGGAUCUUAACCUUUUCCUCUCCCACUUUCUUUCAAUGCUUGCUCAUGUAUACUUUCUGGUUCUGUUUUCUACAGCCAGUAAGCAUGGUAGUUUUGUUUCAGUCACCUACUAAGGGUGAUUGCACGUGGUCCUUCAGCUGAAACUUUGCUGAAAAACUCCCAUACGACUGCAGUUCCACGGAUUGUCGGCCAGUGGGGUCUUUUGCUGUGGUCUCUGAAGCUCUUUUCCUAUCACUCUAGAUUUUCUUGGCAGUCCUACUGCCACCUUCUCCUGGGCAGGCAAGCCGUGAAUGUGAAAGGUUGGGGGAAAUCUGGUUGCUUAUUUGCCCUGUUCCAAAAAGGUCUGAUUUUAAUCACUGCUUUCAUAGUGUUUAGCUACUAAAUACUGAUCAUAGUUCUCCAUUUACUGGGCUGCCAUAGAACUUUAGUAGGGCAUAGAAAUGUUACACCUUCACCACCAAGCAGAAUGCAAUAUUUAUAAUAGUAUUUAGCCUCUGCUAUUUUUAGUGAGGUUGCCCCCCCUUCUUCUCCCUUCAAGUUUAAGGUACCUUCAGUAAAAUAAACAACACUCCAUGCUUUUCCUCCAUCUUUGGUGAAGUUGACUUUCCUGGCUCAAAGGGAAAUCAAACAAAAUACUGCUUUUAUCUCUGCUAGGAAAUCCAUCUUCCUGUCACUGACCCAACCCCCUGCUGUAGAUUCCCUUCAAAGCUCACGUCCCCAGCACUGUUCAUAGCUAGAAUUAUGUGCAAAUUAUUUUGCACACAUUCCUGAUUUGCUGCUUAGCAUUAAAAUGUCUAAGUUGAGAGAGAAAUCGCACCAAUAAGUGGAAUGUUAAUUGUCUUGUUUGCUCCACUGACGGAUGAAACCAUCAUCCAUUAUUAUUAGUAGGCAAAAGUUCUCGCCCUUCCUCACCCACCCUUGGAGAUUCUUUACUAGGGCAUGCUGCUUGACUUUGUGGUUCACGCUAACACAUUUAUUUGGAGCCUAAAUAGGUUACAAAAGGGAAAGGAGGGCAAGAACCUGCCUAUCCAGAUUUGUACUCUUCCCCCUUGCACUACUGGCAUUAACUUGCUUUGCUUCAAAAAAGAUUAUUCUGCUAAUAACAGCAUUCUGAAGAGUUUUGAAUACGAUACUGGAAAUUUGCAGAAAACUCAGCCUUCUUCAUCCAAAACUUCAGUUUUCAUUAUUUUUUGCUAGCUUAUCUGUUGUAGUGGGAGGAAAUUGCAUGUUACACCUCAUUAGAACUUUGCUAGUUCUAUUACGGUGUCUUUUAUUGCUCUUUCUAGGGCCACGUUGUAACCUCAUCACCACCUAUUCUUCCUUACGUCUAUAGUUCCUCUGUGCAAAUGAAGACAAAACUUCUGUACCUUUAUGAACCAUGGAACAGAAUAGUUGGUACAGGUGGCAUUUGUCACACAGAUGCAAACUGCGUCUUCUAUGCAACUACUAAAGGUCCAGGAACCCUGUUUUCAUUGACAGCUAAUCAUGUUUUCUAGGCUCAUGCCUUUAUUUUAAUGCUGGCAAUCAGAUAAAUGAUUUAAAAAAUCUUGAAAAACCGAUUUUAAGACAAUCUGAUUAACAUUGCUUUCUUGUAAGUUUUAUUAAUAUAAAAGGAUGCUGCCUUUGUGGGAAGGAAAUCAAUUGCAAUCAAAACAGAAGUGUUUUCUGCCUGUAUGCCUUCCUUCAUCAACCUGUUUAAACUGUGAGCUCUUCAGUGCAGAUAGUCUUUAUCUGAAAUGUUAAAUAUCAUGGACAUCUGGGGACUAAUUAAACACGGCUUAAUUAAAAAUAGCAAACUUUGUCUUGUUUUUCUUUAUGGUAAAACAAAGCCUGCUUUUGUGUUAAUUGUUAAACAGGGUGAUUAUGUAAUAUAUAACUGAGUCAUUUUUUUUUUUUACCAAAAAUAACACAAAGGAUGGUAGCAGGUGUAAUCCUGGAACUAACCAACCUAUAAUCUUGAUUGAGAGAUUUGAGAGCAUCUGUGUAUUAGUUGUGGCAAACUAUUGGUUCAAGGCAGGUGUUAGGAAGCACUGUCCCAUGGGCUGGGGAGAACCUGCAGGGCUUUUGUAUCUGGCUCAGCUGCCUUUCCCAGGAUGAGGAAAAGCUAUUAUUUUUUGCCAGCUCCGUUGAUCAGCCUUUUAGUGCUUUGGGUGACAAAGGGAGCUUUUUUUAUCGUCACACAGCACUGAAAAGC
Elgaria multicarinata webbii is the source of this 5042-nucleotide messenger RNA. It is a transcript of the gene PRELID3A, whose product is annotated as PRELI domain containing 3A. Gene Ontology annotation, cellular component: mitochondrial intermembrane space. The record is from RefSeq and is a predicted model, not a curated record. Gene Ontology annotation, biological process: phospholipid transport. The transcript is spliced from 6 exons. NCBI's taxonomy places the organism in Eukaryota, Metazoa, Chordata, Lepidosauria, Squamata, Anguidae. Bases 101 to 658 code for a protein of 185 amino acids. Gene Ontology annotation, molecular function: phosphatidic acid transfer activity.